This is a messenger RNA of Morus notabilis, 534 nucleotides long. Its product is annotated as NAC domain-containing protein 45. The coding region runs from base 1 to 534 and encodes 177 amino acids. Gene Ontology annotation, molecular function: DNA binding. The transcript is spliced from 4 exons. The record is from RefSeq and is a predicted model, not a curated record. NCBI's taxonomy places the organism in Eukaryota, Viridiplantae, Streptophyta, Magnoliopsida, Rosales, Moraceae. Gene Ontology annotation, biological process: regulation of DNA-templated transcription.
AUGGCUGCGGGGUUCAGAUUCUAUCCCACCGAUGAGGAGCUCAUCGCCGAUUACUUAAGGCCCAAGAUUCUCGGAACACAUCCCGAGGUCGAAGACGUCAUCGCCGAGGUCGAUUUCUACAAAUUCGAGCCAUGGGAUUUACCUCGCUUUUGUUCUCUCUUUUCUUUCAUUGAGCGUCAUUCGAAAUCGAGGAUAAAGUCGAAAGAUCGGACGUGGUUGUUCUUCUGUAAACGGGAUUGCAAGAAACCAAGAAGUAAACGGUUGAAAAGGUCGACCAAAACUGGGUUCUGGAAGAUAACAGGGAAGGAAAUGGUGAUAAAAGAUCAAGAAACCAAGAAAUGCAUUGGAAAGAGGAAGACUUUGAGGCCGUCCUAUGUUCUUUGCCGCUUGAAGGAAAAGGCGAAGGACAAGGCUAACACUCCAUACUGUGGAGAAGGCAAAUCAAUCGGCGAUAUCAUGUCUGAAAUUGAAAAUCCUGUAACACCUGCUGCAAUUCCAUGGGCACAUGGCCGUCAAGAAGAGAAUCAGAAAUGA